AUGGCCAUCUUUCGGGAAAAAGGCAGGUGGCCGCUCGUCCGGCGCCUGCGCUGGCUGCGAAUCGGCCAGUACGUCCUCAACGUGACCAUCAUCGCCAUCAGCGCGUUCCUGCUCGCCGUGCUCAUCUCCAACGACGCCGGGCUGGGGGGCAGCGUCACGCUGGCCAUUGCGGCGGCGGGCCUGACCCUGAUCCUCACCGGCAUGCAGCAGUGCUUCGGCACGCGCCUGGCCGGCUACCGGCGCCGCGGGUGCCUCAUCUUCUUCAUCUUCUUCGACCUGCUCUGCAUGGGGCUGCAGGUGCCCGUGGUUGCUGUCCUGGCGGCGGCCGGCCUGCCCGUCGACUGCCACGGCAUCGCGUUCGGCAAUGACCCCUUUGUCUUCGGUGAGAGUGGCCGCGGACUGACGCCGAAUUUCUGCGCCGUGCCCAACACCACCUUUUGGCUGUCCAUUAUUCUCAUAUUAUCCUACAUGUACACCCUCAGCCUUAUUAUUCGGCAGAUUGUCGCGGUGAGCAGGGAGCUGAAGCUGCUCCGGCAGGAGGAGAAGGACACGGCGAGCAACGAGCGCAUCACGGCCAUCAUGGCGGCUCACCAGGCUCCCCCGCGGACCUGGAACCGCGCGCGCCCGAACCAGGUCGAGACGGUCGACUUACGCCCCGAACCCGUCCGGGCAGUGGACGAGCCGGACGUCGAGGCUGCCGUGGUGCCUCCGGCCGACGUGGUGCCUCCGGUUGCCGGCCCUUCGGCUGGGGAGGCGCCUCCGCCUUAUAUUUCUGCCCAGCCGGUGCAUGAUUUAGCGACACGGUUGAAGAAGAAUUAA
Molecule: messenger RNA, 819 nt
Organism: Metarhizium brunneum ARSEF 3297
Lineage: Eukaryota; Fungi; Ascomycota; Sordariomycetes; Hypocreales; Clavicipitaceae
Source: RefSeq, a predicted model, not a curated record